CCGGCCACUUCCACCGCUGCUGCUGUCGGGGCCGUCGUCUCCCUACCCGAUGCACGCGACGGACGGCUGAGGCUCGCGGAGCAACAAGUGUUACCAGCUGCCUUCGCCCCGCCCCCAAACGAGAACGAUGUCAGCCUCGUGGUGGAAACUGCCCCGAGGCGAUACAACCACCUCACUCGAGCGCCGAUCGCGCGACAAGCACCCACGUACCCCGCGGCUUGAACUCGGCGCGAGUUCCACGCGAGCGCGAAUCUGUCGAGCGGAAUUUUAAAGUCACUUUGGAGUCGGUGCCGAUAUGUGAUACAUUCGAACGCCCACGACGGAUUCGGAGAAACGAGAGGUGCGAAUCGAGCGAAUCUCGCGCGCGCGCGCGCGCGAGGCUGGACUAGGAUCGCGAAUUGACAGUCGCUUGCGAUUAAAUCGUUUGAAUCGGUUGAAGCUGUCGUACGCGUCGAAAGAUCCUGUGAACGCUCCAAAAUAAUCCUGUUCCGAACGAUUUCGCGACGUGACAGCACUUGGAUGCAAUUGUUAUUCCUUUCAAAGAUGAAACACGUUAAAUGGUAAACCGUAGCGAUACAAGAUUACGCUUAAACGUCAGCGGAAUUUAUCUACUUAUUUAUCCACUAAGACGUAUGCUAGCCGAUUGAGAGAAUUGAGGAUAGCCGCUGACUCCCGUCAUCGUUGGAGCAAAGUGCAAUGAUCUACGAGCAAGGAUAAGAAGACUAAUUUGCCGAAGAAAACAAACGGUUAUCGAUUCAACAGGAUUGCAGAUCGAUCUCACUUUCUUGAAAAAAAAAUCUGUUAUCUUGAAGGAAAUCAAGUGCGCCAGCUGAGACACAAAGAAAAGCAGAUAAGAAAGAGUUGGCGAACUGCGACGGGCAACAAAACGAGCGACGCAGAUAAAACCGAGACCUUUACCACUGAAUCACGCAGAUACGCAGCAUCGCGGGUUAAUCGCGAGCUGAAAUAACUUAAACAUAACAGUGAACACGAUUGAAACGUGAUAUCCAAAGUCGUCCGCGGAGGAAGGGAGAGAGAUCGGAUAACGUCGGCGGAAUAUCGGCAAAAUUAUCGUUAACGAGACAAAAGUGCGCUCGUCGCGAUGAUAAAGCGAUAAGAAAACGGUAGCGAUAACGCAGCGAUGACUAAUUGAACGGCGACUAAUCUUCGCCGAGAUGAGCGUGUCGCGCGCGAUAAAUCGGCAAGUCUGAUCGUAUGCGACCGUGCGACUUUACGAUUCAACCUUUGCGACUCCCGUUACGACGAAGGGGAUGAAGAUGAACGACGUCAAGCCGGAGAGCUCCAGCGCGUCCAUUUCGCCAGCAGGUGGAAAUAACAACAAUAAUAACAACAAUAACAACAUCAACGGCAGCGGCAAAGCAUCGGCAACGGCCGCCGCCGCGGCGGCGGUCACCGCGAACGGUGGCGAGGGGAUCAGCGCAGCCGUCGCCAAGGUUCUCCAGGGAUACGACUGGACUCUGGUGCCGGUUGCCACCAAGGGCUCCGGCGACAAAAGGGCGGCCCACGUCAAAAGGCCCAUGAACGCGUUUAUGGUGUGGGCUCAGGCUGCAAGGCGAAAACUAGCCGAUCAAUAUCCUCAGCUUCACAACGCCGAGCUGUCGAAAACACUGGGAAAGUUAUGGCGACUCCUGUCCGAAAACGACAAGAAACCCUUUAUCGAAGAGGCCGAUCGCCUGCGCGUUAUUCACAAGCGCGAGCAUCCCGAUUACAAGUACCAACCCCGACGCCGGAAGCAGAACGGGCCGUCUUCCGGCCGCGAAAAUUCACCCUCGAGGAACCAGAGCAACGUGACGUUCAGCGUUUCCAGGUCCUUGAAACAGGAAGACAUGAGUCCUCGAGGUGUUCAAGGACCCAAUUCACCGCAAAGUGGUGUGAGCUCUUCGCCACCCACGACACCCAGUCAGGGUCUGUCACCGCCGACACCCCCCACGACACCCAGAGGACAGCACUACGUUAAUCAGAACAAUCAGCUUCCGCAGAAUAACACCGUGUACUAUCAAGAGCUGGUCAGCGGUACGUCGUCGAGCGAAUCCCCGCAUCAGCAACCACCGGUCGAUCUCCGGUACAUUGAAGUCGGAGACGGCCUGGCCGGCGAGGAGAACCAGUUGAAUGGCCUCGGCACUUUGGGCGGGCUCGGCCUGAAUCUCCCGGUGAAUUUCCAGGAGUGCGAGGUCGAGAGCAACGAGCUCGACCAAUAUCUACCACCCCAGAGCGCUCCGAUACAUCAGUAUCCACCUGUGCAAGUCACCACCGCCUCGCAAUGGUUACUCAACAGAUACGAAGAGGAGAUCGAAAGGCCGAUCAAACGUCACUGUUCCGAGCAAGCGAUGGCGGAGGUAUCGUCUUGGGAGGACAGGACUCAGGAAAUGGUCAGGUACCACGAGUUGCAGCCUCCCCUUCCGCCGGUCCAGUACAUAUCCGCCCAUAACGCGCAUCAUUCGCACGCGACUACGCAGAUGAGCCAUCCGCAUGUAUCUACGCCCUACGCGCAAUACGCGCAUCGCUAUGUACCUGGCAUCGAGACAUCGUGGCCGAAUUACAUGUAGACCAAAAUGAGGUAAACGUGACGACAUUUUUACGCUGGUGCGCCAAGAGGCACACCGGAGUAUCGUUGAAUGUUCGAUUUAUGUAUAAAUAAGCGAGUAAGAAAAGACAUAGGUUGUCUCGGAUCCACCGAGAAAUAUUUUAAGGACAGAUUUUCGGAAUUUGUUGUCGAUUUUUAUCUAAUUCGAUUCAUCUAUGUCGAUCUUGUGUAAAAAAGAUAAUUAAAUAAAGUCAUAUAAGUUUUGAAAUUGCCCUGAAAUUAUUUAGAAAUCAAAAACUUGUUGCUUGGUUUCAAUUGCAAUUAACAAAUCUUCGUUAACGAAAAAUCGAUGCCAAGUUUAUUGAAAAAGUUGUCUCCAAAAUAUUUGUUCCCGAGAAAAAAUGGUACAAUUGGUCAGAUGUAAAUAUAUA
This is a messenger RNA of Linepithema humile (Argentine ant), 2976 nucleotides long. Its product is annotated as transcription factor SOX-9-like. NCBI's taxonomy places the organism in Eukaryota, Metazoa, Arthropoda, Insecta, Hymenoptera, Formicidae. The record is from RefSeq and is a predicted model, not a curated record. Gene Ontology annotation, molecular function: DNA-binding transcription factor activity, RNA polymerase II-specific; RNA polymerase II cis-regulatory region sequence-specific DNA binding. Gene Ontology annotation, biological process: regulation of transcription by RNA polymerase II. Gene Ontology annotation, cellular component: nucleus.